AUGAAGCGUAAGCAACCAUCGAAACUUCCGGGCAAAACUGGCUCCGCUGCACCGCUUGCUGUGGACACGCAGCCACUAAAACAAGUGGCCGGUAGAGGUCCUCUUAGGCGAAUCACGGACCUCGACGAGCUGGGCCCUGGUGCGACGCGACUCACGGCCGAAGUACUCUACGGCGACGCGUUGCAGACGUUCGUGAGCGAUGUGGAGCGGCUGGUGGGCACGACCGGCGAGGGAGUAGCGGUGGCGCCACCGGCGGCGACGGCAGCGGCUGCGGCGGCGGGAGGAGGAGGAAGCGCAGCACGGGAGGCGUUCGCGCCGCUGUCCGGCGGGAAUCUAUCUUCCGGCGUCACUCUGACGGACGCGCUCGCUCUAGUGGCCGUGGAGCUCGAUGCGUGGCAGUCGCCCUUGUUCAUGGAGCUUCACAAUAAGCUGCGCCUCGCGCCUCGUCCCCUAGUCAGGCAGCUGCGCCGACUCUCCCCGAGCGCCGUGCGCCUUCUCGCCGCUCUCCUCCGCGUCCCCGCGCCCCUCCCCGCGCACCUUGCGACUCUCCUCCACAACUCCCCCAGCCCCGUGGAAGCCGCCGCCGCCGCAUCAUCUCCCACCCAGAUUCUCACACGCGCUUCCGCCGCCUUGGACCAUCCAGUAACCGCACGACCCACCGCGGGGAGCAGCAGCAGCAGCAGCGGGUCGAGUGGCUGCGGCGCCGCGGCCUUAGUGGCUUCUGACAAGGAACGGGACAAGGCGGAGAAGUUCUCGCUGAUAUCGCGUAUCGUAGCGUCACCCGUAUGGAUCAACGCAGCGAGCAGCCGCCGCAACCGCCGCAACCAGGGCAGCAGCGGGAAGAGUCCCGCUUGCGGCACCAUUCCCCCCGUCGCGCAUGGUAGCACCUCCAGCAACCCCAUGACUCCCAGUCCCCGCAGUGUUACCAACGGCCCCGGAACGACGAGUCACGGGCUGGAGCUUGCGCACGUUGACUGCGUCGCCGUUGCGCAUGCUGGUAACACCUCCAGCAAUCCCAAGACUCCCAGUAACCGCAGCGAUACCAACAGCCCCGUCUCGAAGGGUCAUGGGCUGGAGCUUGCGCAGGUUGACCGCGCCGCGACUGUAGGUGACGGGGUGGAGGGGCAAGAGACUGACGGAACUGCGCGGCGGGAGCAGGACGGGAGGAGCGGGAACGAAGGAAGGACGCGUUCGAAGCGCGCGUGGGGGGAAGGGGAGGGUGCGGGAAUGCAGGUGGCAGUUCCGCCCUGUGGUGGUGCUAUUGGCGGUGCCGGCACGCGAUGCGCGCGCAAGCGGCAGAAGCGUGUGAAGCUCGCGAUCGUGCCGCAGCUCUCGCAAUCGCCGGCGCAAGCGGCGAAGGCGGAGGAAGUUGAGGAAAAUGCCGCAAUCGCGAUGGAAGCGUGUGGUGGUGUGGUUGACGUGGGGUUGAGCGCACCAGGGGUAAUCGAACCACGGGUGAUUAACCUUGAAACAGCAGACGACGCCUCUACUAUCGAACCUGCUAUUCUCGCCGCGGCGGAAGGAAGCGCGGAGGGAAGCGCGGAGGGAAGCGCGGAUGGAAGCGCGGAGGGAAGCGCGGAUGGAAGCGCGGAAGGAAGCGCGGAAGCAGCGUCGACACAGGCGGUGGCGGCAGCAGCGCAUGAAACCGAGGGCCGCGCGAGUACCGGGGAAGCAGAGGCGCGCGGGAAAGCGCGGGAAGGCGCCCGGGAAGAGUCGCUCAGUGCCCCUGCGGAAGAUGCGCGGAACGACGGAGAUGAAUCCGCGGCUGGGGGGACUUGCGCGGGGAGUGUGCUCGCAGAGGAGGCGGGGAAGGAGCGGGGGCAGGCGGAAGAUGCAACAGAAGGCGGUGCGGAGGCAGAGGGUAACGGGGAGUCUCCGCAGGCGUGCGCGGAAGGGAUGGCGGGAGAUGAGGGGGCGAUUGGCGCGCACGCGCACGAAAGUGACAGGCGCGAUGUCGGAGGCGUGGCGGAAGGGGAAGUAAUGGAGGAGGGGGGAGUGGUGACGGGGGGGGUAUUGGCGGCGGAAGGGGAAGUGGUGGCGGAAGGAGUAUUGGCGGCGGAAGGGGAAGUGGUGGCGGAAGGAGUAUUGGCGGUGGAGGGGGAAGUGGUGGCGGAAGGGGUUGGGAACGGUAAGGAGGAACCCGUGCAAGGGAUGGCAGUGAAAGAGAUGGCGGUGGAGGGGGAAGUGGUGGCGGAAGGGGUUGGGAACGGUAAGGAGGAACCCGUGCAAGGGAUGGCAGUGAAAGAGAUGGCGGGUGAGGGGGAGGGGGACGCGGAGAUAGGAGAGCGGAAACGGGGAAUGGCGGACGGAGAUUGCGCCCAUGCAGGCGUUGGCGAAAGCACUGGCGGGGAAGGCGGAGGUUUUGCGGGAAACUGCAAGGGCAGUGGGGGAGCGCAUGGGGCCAUUGCCGCGGAUGUGGAAAAUGGAGAGGGCGCAGCGCAAGAGCAGGGGAGUGAAGAUGGGGUUUGCGAGAAUGAGGAGGAAGGGAGGAGAGGGGAAAAAGCAGAGGCCAUGGACGGUAAGGGGCGGAGUGAAGGCGGAGACGUGGUAAUGGGGAAGGACCGAGCUGAAGUGGAAAGAGUGGGGGUGAUGGGGGGAAGGGGAGGUGUGGGGGAGAGUGGUAGCGGAUGUGAGCAUGCGAGAAAGGCAGAGGAGGAUGAGUCAAGUGGGUGUGAGUCCAGCGGCGUCGGAAGCGAAACCAAGGGUGAAGGAGUGAAUGGUAAGAGGAGGGACGGUGGUUGUGAAGGGGUGGGUGGUGAGAGGAGGGACAGUGGCUGUGAGGGAGUGAGUGAGAGUAGGAGCGAGGGUGAGACAGCUUGUUCGGGGCUUGGUGGCGACAAGGGGAGUGAGGGAAAGGUUUUCGCUUCUAAGGGGCCUUUGAGUGCAAGGGCUUGUGAGGAAGGGGCUUCUGAGGAAGGGCUAUUUGGGGUAGGUGCAUCUGUCACUGCUGGUACUGAUGAAGGCAUUCCAGGUUCAGCCACGUUUGGAGAUUCUGAUUCGGAUGAAUCUUUCUUCAGUGCUCCUGAAACACCUGAAGUACUGGAGGCACCUGAAGUGCUGAAAGCACCUGACGUACUGCCUGAAGUGCCGAAAGCACCUGAAUUGCUGAAAGCACCUGAAGUGCCGAAAGCACCUGAAGUGCUGGGAGCACCUGAAUUGCCUAAAGCACCAGACGUGCUGAGGGCACCUGAAGUACUGGGAGCACCUGAAUCGCUGAAAGAACCUGACUUGUUGACAGCUACUGAAGUGCUGGGAGCACCUGCAUUGUUGAAAGCACCUGAAGUGCGGGAUGCACAUGAAGUGCAGAAAGCACCACCAACAUCCUGCCUGACCAAAACUCCUGAAGCAGCAGAACCAACUGAAGUGCCUGGUGCACCAGAUAAAGGUAAUGUGGGGGAAGCAAAAAUGAUGGAAGCAGAGGUGGGGGGAGCAAAGGUGGUGGAAGAAAAGACGUGGGAGACGGAAGCGGGGAAAGCCGAAGUGGGGGAAGCCAAAAGGGGGGAAGCCGAGGCGAGGGAAGAUGAGGCGGGGGGAGCAGAAAUGGGGGAAGCCGAGGCGGGGGAAGCAAGGGUAGGGGAAGCAGAGACGGCGGAAGCAAAGGUGGGGGAAGUGGAGAUGGGGGAAGUAGAGAUGGGGGAAGAAGAGGCGGAGGAAACAGAGGUGGGGGGCCUGACAACGGGGAAAGCAGAGGCGGAGGAAGCAGAGGAGGGGGGAACAGAGGCGGGGGGAAUAGAGGAAGGGGAAACAGAGGAGGGGGAAAGAGAGGAAGGGGAAACAGAGGAGGGGGAAACAGAGGAGGGGGAAACAGAGGAAGGGGAAGCAGAGGCUGCGGAGGACGGGGAGCGGGAAGCAGAUGCGGGGGAAGCCGAGGUGGGGAGAACAGAGGCGGGGAAAGCAGAAACGAGGGAAGCAGAGAUAGGGAAAACAGAGGAGGGGGGAGCAAAGGUGGGGGAAGCGAAAACGGGGGAAGAUGAGGCGGAGGAAACAGAGGAAGGGGAAGUAAAGUUGGGGGAAGCAGAGGCGGAGGAAGCAGAAACGAGGGAAGCAGAGGUGGGGGAAACAGUGACGGAAGAAACAGAGGAGGGGGAAGUAGAGGAGGGGGGAGCAGAGGCGGAGGAAGCAGAAACGGGGGAAGCAGAGGUGGGGGAAGCAAAGGUGGGCGAAUCAGAGGAGGAAGCAGAGGAGGGGGAAACAGAAACGGGGGAAGCAGAGGAGGGGGAAGCAGAGGGGGGGGAAGCAGAGGUGGGGGGAGCAGAGGUGGGGGAUGCAGAGGUGGGGGAUGCAGAGGUGGGGGAUGCAGAGGUGGCAGAGGAGGAAGAAGUGGUGGGAGAAUCAGAGGUGAGUGAAGCAGAGGUGGGUGAAGCAGAGGCGGAGUGGGUGGAGGUGGCAGUGCAGCAGAUGGAUGUCACACAUGCAGCAUGGCUCAAGGGCACAUGGCUCAGAAGUAUUCCCUAUGGCUUGAAUGUGCAUGGUAGUGGUGUAUGGCGUGGCGGUAACUGCUGCAUGUUCCACAGUGCUCCCGAACAUGCUGCUGCACCCAAACCUGUUUCCACUCAUGAGCUUACUGCCACUCCUGAACCUGCUGCUGCUCCCGAACCUGUUGCCACUCCCGAGCUUAUUCCCACCCCCGAACCUGCUGCCACACCCAAACCUGUUACCACUCACGAGUUUAUUGCCACUCCUGAACCUGUUGCUGCUCCCGAACCCUAUUUUACAUCUGAAGCUAAUACUCCAGCAGAAGUCAGGCACAUAGAGGGGGGCAGGCGCGUCCAAAUGGACAGCCUUCACACGGAGAUUCUGGACUCAGGGUGUGUUCGCAUGAGGAGCGUGCCGACGUUGAUCGGCAAAGGAAUGUCGGCUCCGAUUCAGCGCGUGCAGCUGUCAGGGGGCUGCUAG
Messenger RNA from Closterium sp. Naga37s-1, 4896 nucleotides. The record is from the annotation of a GenBank genome assembly. Lineage: Eukaryota; Viridiplantae; Streptophyta; Zygnematophyceae; Desmidiales; Closteriaceae.